AAACGGAGCCCAGCUGCCGCCGCCGCCGCCAUGUUCUCGGGGCUUGGCUUUCCCGGUUCACUCGCGUCAAAACUUCCACCCUGCUGAGGUCACAGCUUCAUUUGCAUUCCGGAGGGGGGGGAGAGCUCGGCCAAUCGGGAGCGUGCGGGCUGGUGACGCCUCGGUUUCCAAGCGUAUUAAGAGCCCUGCGCUCAGCCCGAGCCGGUCGAAGCCAACCAGAGGGCUGGGGAGAGCGGCGGACGUGAAGGGAGCCUCCACCAAAGACCAUCGUUAAGCAGCAACAGCCGCGGCGGCUUCCGCGGGAAACGGACCGAGCCCAGGCUGCGCUGCCAUUGCCUCUUGCCGACCCGCACGUUCUCUUAAAAACAGCCCGGAGCCUUAAAGGGACCGCCCCGACCUCUCCACUAAGCCAGCCAUGAGCCAAAUCCAGCGCUGGAAUGGGAGCUGCGUUAGCAACUGCAGCCGGGCGGACAUGGUGCCGGAGAUCGCCGCCGCCGUGGGCUUCGUGUCCAGCCUCCUCCGCACCCGCGGCUGCGUUAGCGAGCAGCAGCUUCAGGUUUUCAGCGGGGCCCUGGAAGCGGCGCUCACAGGUGAGAGGACGGAGCCCCCUCCGAAGGAUAAGCGGGGAUGUCUUUCUCUCUUGGACUCAUGGUGGGGUCAGUUUCCUGGGCCAGGUUACUUUUCCCCGUCGCUGAACAAGUGAGGGACACCCACCGGUUUGCUGCGAUCUCCUCUUGUCUUUCCUCCCCACCCCCGUCAGUUUUCUAGAUGUCAGCAUCCCUAGGAAAAAUCUUGGGUCACUUAGAUCAGGUUAUGUCUCUCUUCUCCCUACCCCACCUCCCAAAGCCAAACGCAAAACUUUUUUUUAAAAAAAAAAUUCCUCACCUAUAGCUGUGUAAAGAUGCAGUGGUUGGAGAGAAUUACCUCCGCUUCGGUGGGAGACUUUUUUGUUUCUAGCAAAGCAUUCUCUAACUGGGUAUAUCAUUGCUGUAAAAUAAAAAAUUCAGACUGGAAAGCAUCAACACAAUCUGUUGGCUGUGCUUUCUCCCUUCUCUCUUCCUCUUCCCCUCCCCACGUUAAUGUUAUGACAUCAGACAAAAACUUUUUUGAGCUACAAGGGUGUGGGAGAGGAGAGCUCUUUGUUCUUGUCAAAGAGGAAGCUUGAUAGUGGCAGAAGCCACUAGGAAGUUCGUUUUGUGCAAUCUUUGCCCCAAAGCACUGGGAGGAUCAGAAGGGCAUGCUCGUUAAUGGGUUCUGUGGAGAUCUGAACCCCUUUGUGGAGAUCUGAACUCCUGCGAACUACAUGGCUUUGUCUGAAGCAACUAGUGUCAAUAGUUGUAGAGAAUCUUAUAGUUAAGUUUGUUCUACAGCUGCUUGAAGUAGAGGCAUAAUUCUUCUGCCGCAAACUUAAUAGCCAUGGUGUUUGUGCUUUUUGGAUAAUUUAUUCUCCCGAAGUACAAUCUCAGACACACUUACUCAGACGUGUAUCUCCACUGAGUUUAAUGGGACUAACACUCAAGAGCUGCUAGCAACUGAGUAGCCUCUAUUGAGAAGGCUGUCUUAAUCACUGCCCCUCUAUUGUGUUACUGGAUAUAUAAUGCAAUUAGAAGGGUUUCCCUAACAAAUUAAUUAUGGGAUAGAGCUGUACUGUCAGUUUGGGGUACAGAGGUGAGGAUUGCCAGGGAUGCAUGCUAAUGACAUUGUCUGCCAAGGAGCUUUAAGUGAUUAGUAAAGUACUUUGGCUAAUGCAUCAGUUAAACCUCCUGGAAACUUUAGUGCUUGGCUUCUAGGUUCCUGGUACUCCUGACCAAAAAAAAAAAAAAAAAGCAUCCUUACUGCCAAGCCUCAGAACUUGUCCACAACUAUUCCUGUAACUCCCUUUUUAUAUUCCUCAUGGGAAAUGAUGGUUCAGUUGUCAAUGGAAAAAAAAGCCCUAUUGAACUCAAAGCAGCUUAUUAGAACAAACCUUUUAUGGUGCUAGGACUUGGUCUGUGUAAAAGGUUUGCCUUAAUGAAUUUUUGAAAAGAUUGAGAGCAUAUGGAAGUUGAAAUCAGGAUGAUUGAUGUCAGAGUCUGUAUCAAACCGAAGGCAUAGGAUGGGAGCCCAAAUAAAACACCAAGCUAGCAGCUGUACAUUGCUUUGUGUAAAAUGUCUCUUGUGUUUCAACAACUAUUCACUGUGAUCACUUACCAUUCUUGGUGUUUCUUUUUGUGCCCUUGCAGAGCAUUAUAAACAUCACUGGUUUCCUGAGAAACCCUUCAAAGGUUCUGGCUAUCGCUGCAUCCGUAUCAACCAUAAAAUGGACCCUAUCAUCAACAAGGCAGCUAGCCAGAUUGGACUCAACCUCCAGCAGCUAUAUCAGCUCCUGCCCAGUGAACUCACACUCUGGGUGGACCCUUAUGAGGUAUCCUACCGGAUUGGUGAGGAUGGAUCCAUCUGUGUUCUAUAUGAAGCACCUGCAGCACCUGUGAGCUCCUAUGGGAUGCUCACCUGCAAAAAUCAGAUGAUGCUGGGGCGCACCAGCCCUUCCAAAAGCUACAUGAUGACAGUCUCCAGCUAAGCACUCCCCGUUGUCCUUACACUGCCAAGACAUGGGCUACUGUAUACCUCACCUGAGGAUGUAUUUUUUUAAAAAUGAAGAGCUAUUUAUAUUUUUUUUAAAAAGAGAAAAUCCAAAAUGAAAUCAAAUAGUAGGCACCACUCUUCCGUGGAGUGGUGUUGAGGUGCCUUUUUAAAAGCUGUUGCAAGCUUGCGAGUCUAUUUUAAAAAAAAAAGCCAAUAUCUACCUAAUUGGUGUUGGAUGACAAUUCUGGAGGGUUGACCUACCUACCUGGGAAAUGCAGGGUUGGAAACAAAAGGGGGGUGGGGCAGGGCACAGCACUUUUCAGCAGUGACUAACUAUGGGGUAAGUGCUACAACAACUGUGAAUCUAAAGGCCAGGAUGGUAGUACUUAAGUCAUGAACCCUACAUGUUGAGAUCGGGGUGUCAUGGCCUCAUUCUAGCUGUGACAGUUUUCCUUAAAAGUCCAUUCAUUUUUAUUAAACUGAUAUACAAGUUCUGCUUCACCACCAGCUUCACCCACUAUCCUAAUCUGAGCAAUUCCUUCUGCUUUCUCAUGGCUUAAAAGCAUUUUACUAAAACACAGUCUCAAUGAUAGCCACUUUCUUUGGUCUAUUGGGUGUUGAGUUUCUUAAGUGCCAGCCCAUCUUUUUGCACAAAACUUGAUUUCUUUCUUUCUGCACCGCAUCCUGUACCUCAUGCUCAUGCAAAAUUCCAGUUGGCACCCAAAUGUGUGGUUUCUAAAAUCAUAAGGAGAUUUGCUUGGGUAGGAGCACCAGGAUCUGGGCUGCAUCACUGGCUGGUCACUCUAGCAGUCAGCUCCCAUAAAACAAAAAAGUGCAAUGGCCAGGCCAAUGUGAACUAACCUACCUACUGGGAGAUGGCCUUGAUCAGGGUUUUAUCUGUUCUGAUGCCUUUAUCUUGACCUUGUAAAAUUCCUGACUAUGCUGCCAAUAACUGCUGAGACGUGAUUUCAAAACCAGGGCGCUUAACUUUUUUCUUUUUUUAAAGACCAACGUCUUCAGAGCACAAGGUGUUCUUGGUUUUUCUCUUUGAAGGGAUGACUGCUUUGCCAUCCCCAGAGCUUUUCCUCCUCUGCCUUUCGUGAAUUGAGUUCUCAAGACACUGUGCAAUAUAUUUUCCUAAAAUUUGGGCACUCUGGAGGAGGAGAGGCUUCUGAGGGACAGUUUUCUGUUCUCGAAGCAGCUAUUAACUUUUCAAAACAUUUUCUCACACAACUCUUAAAAUGUUUUGUGCUCAAGUGUAUGAAUGUUUGAACAGGGAAAUCUCAGCACUGCAGUGGCAUACCAUUGAGGGGGUAUUGUACAGAAUAGGGUUUUUUUAAAGACCACCUUUUUAAAAAGCUGGAACCUGCCAGGAAGUUCUCCUGGGCAACCUCUAUUGAAAUGGAUAGAAGUUUAACAAGAGUGUCAACUACACAGUUCCUAUUCAUUUCAGUUGGGUUUGCAUGGUGGGAACUUCCUUGCACCCCAAAUUUUCUAGCAGGUGCAUCAGCCCAUCUGUGAAAUCAUUUUAAUUUCUUCAGGCUCAAUAUGUGAAGCUUCUAGUGUUUGAGCAUCAGACCCUCCAGUCCAUAAAUGCAAAGGUUGUAAAGCACUAAGGGUCCCCUGUAAGCUUAAAAGAUGUGCUGCCACUCCGUUAGCAUACUUGUGCAAUAUUUGGUAGCAUGACAAGGGGAACACUUUCUGCACUGUAGCUUUCCCCCCUCCGAGGAAAGAUUCUGUUCAAAGUCUACCUGGGAGGUUUGUUCCUUAUCUGGUGCAUUGAAAACAUGAUACGAGUGGGAACUGUAACAUGUCCAGGAAAAAAUAAGUUGGUUUUGCUACACUCCCUGCCUCCACAUGGAAUUUCCCUAAUGCCAGUACUUGUUUGGCUUGCCAGAUUGGCAUGAUCAAUGCAACUCUGUUUAAAUGUAUCUUAGUAGUUUCCCUUAUUCCUUCUUUACCAACGAAGGGUGCUUCUAAAAAAACAAGCUCUUAUUCCAUCUCCUUUGUUUCCCCCCCCCCUCCCCAACAUCUUUGAAGGAUUGAUUGGGGGAACAGAAAAGGUUACCAAAUAUCAUGCUAUUGUACCAGGCAUGGAAUCUAGUAUUAAGAUUUUUGUUGUUGUUAGCAUUAAGCGAACCAAAUUUGGCCAAAAUCUGUUUUGUAACGUGCAUGUAAAAGCUGUGAAUUGAUGUAUGCUCUUUGUUGCCUUCUGACUACAAGCCUGACACAAACUGUUGCAGUGCUGACUAGCUGUGAUUUAGGAACAGCUUAUGGGUGUGAGUGUGUGCCCUUUCCUCUCUUUCUUUUCAAAAACGUUUGCAAAACUUGAGCUGGACUGUUGAGCGGGACCUACUUUUCAUAAUUGGUGAAAAUAAUACAAAGUUUGUAAGCUAUUUUGUGUUGGGGGGAUGAUUAUUGUACAAUAGUGUUUUUAUAUGCAAAAUGUACAGAUAUAUUGAAAAAUGUACACUUUUGUUACUUUAAUAAAAAUGUAGCAAUUUAAAUACGUUGCUGGAAAUAAUCCGAGGCACUGGCUCAUUCUUUGCAAUAAGGGGUCCAACCUAUCUGGUUCUUAAAUAAAGAGCAUUGCAACAAUGCUGUUCCUACUCAGAGUAGGCCCAUUAUAGUCAACAGGCAUAACUAACUUGGGCUUGUUAGUUUCAAUGGGCUAGGGUCCUACUGUGAGUAGGACUUAGUUGAUUGACUGCAACACUAUGUCUACAAUAUGAUAAUUUUGUGUUUGAAAAAUACCGUAUUUUUUGCACCAUAACACUCACUUUUUUCCUCCUAAAAAGUAAGGGGAAAUGUCUGUGCGUGUUAUGGAGGGAAUGCCUACGGGUGGCAUGCCUACGGAUUUUCCUCCUCUAAAAACUACGUGCGUGUUAUGGUCGGGUGCGUGUUAUAGAGCGAAAAAUACGGUAGCUUAUUGGUGAUGCAGAAAAAGGAUGGGGAUCUUGUGGCCCUUCAGAUGAUGAUGGUAAUGAUAGACCUGCCAAUUUCCAUCAGCUCCAGCAGAGAUGUUGAGAGUGGUAGACCAACAAUAGAUUCCCCACCCCUGUUAUAGAGCUGUCAUAGUUUGCUGGUUAUAUCUCCCAUUUUUUUCCUCCAUCCUCCUAUGGGCCUCUGGUCAAGCUGUUUUUUCAAGACACUGUACCCAUAUCUCAAACAGUGCUUGGGACCACUAGAAAUGCGCAGAAGCAGCCCUAACGGGGAUUUAUGAUGGAUUUAUAGUUACUGUGUGCCUUCAAGGCAAGGCCUCAGGAGGGGAGGGGAGGGGAGGUCCAGGGCUCUGCUUGGCCAAUGAGCAGGAUAGCCCCCUCUCACCUCCCCACAGCAGGGCUAACCUGCCACAUUUUGAAGUGAAGUAAUACAUGUGGCUAUUGAAAGAAGCGUUUGUGUCGCCUAACUGUGCCAGUAGAUAGCAUUUUAGGUGGAUUAUUUGUAGUAAGUACGAAGAUGCAAUAACGGGAUUACUUUAAGGAGUUAGUACAUCUGAAUCAUACACCUCAUUCCAAGUGUCCUAGAAACUCUAGGGCUGCUUGUGGAUGGUGUCGUCCGAAUACCUUGUGCUUUGCGAGGGGAAGAGGCAGCAGGGAUGUGGGUAGCAGGUGAAUGGGUUGCAUUUAGCCAGCUGUGCUUGAGGGUAUGCUGUGAUGGCUCCCAGGAUUAAAGGCACUGCAGAGCCCUUCCAGGUACCAAGGGGACCAGCGGCGUAGCAUGGGUUGUCAGCACCCGGGGCAAGGCAAGUAAUUUGCGCCCCCUAACCCGGGGCAAGGCAAGUAAUUUGCGCCCCCUAACCCCUAACCUGCCGCCGCUGCCAGCUUCUUCUUGCUGCUGCCUGGGCUGGUCUGGUGUGGUUCUCUCCCGCGCUCAGCGCUGCGCUGGGCGGCCGCUGCACUGUCCCUCCCCCAGAUAGUCCCUCGCUCUCUCUCCGCACCGCAUGCCUGGCACCCACCCCCUCCACAGUGGGCGGCGACCCAGCGGCUCGGAUCGGAUUCGCACAGCCAGCACUGCAGUGAGAGAGAGUGAGUGAGCCAGGUAGGGGCAGAGAGCUGCGAGUGCGAGCGCCCCCCCCCAGAUGUUGCGGCCGGCCCCCCCUGCACCCCCCACGCUACGCCACUGAAGGGGACAAGUGAUACUGGCAAGGAAACAGCUCUGCAAGGUUGUGUUCCCAAAUGCAGAACAGGUGCUGACUGCUUCCCAUAAAUAAUGAUGAUGGUGAUGAUGAUGAUGAUGGUAAAUGAAAUGUGCCAGUUGUUACACUAGACAUGAUCUCAAAAUACAGUUGCUUUCCAAGUGAUCUGACUUCUGCCUUGCAAGGACUGCCUGUAUUGCGAUCUGUCCCCAGUUUGCCAAGUCUUAAAGGGUUUUAUGGCAGUCCCUGGAGUUUGGUUCCCCAUCCCUUGGCCAAGCUACUAUGAUCUCUACCUUUUUAAUAAUUUUUUAAAUUAAUUUCCAUUUCCCCACAUGUUAAAACAACAUAACUUGCAACAAACACGUCAACCUCAUUGCUUAAAAAUACCACUUUUUUACAGUUCACUCCAAUAAAAUCUUUCCACAUAUUAUCUUUACAUUUUAACUUGUACUGAGAUUUUUUUUAAAAGCACAGUGCUCUAAUGGAGUGUUUUGAGGGGACAGAUUGGGCUUUUU
Messenger RNA from Podarcis lilfordi (Lilford's wall lizard), 7218 nucleotides. Lineage: Eukaryota; Metazoa; Chordata; Lepidosauria; Squamata; Lacertidae. The record is from the annotation of a GenBank genome assembly.